AUGACAAUAGUUUGUUACUCGGAUUCUAUUGAAUCAAGUGUAGGUGUUGUAGUAUUUUCAAAAGUUUCACAAUGCUCUUUUAUACCAAUCUUUCGUCUAUUACACUUAAAGAUUUAA
Heterostelium album PN500 is the source of this 117-nucleotide messenger RNA. RefSeq lists its product as uncharacterized. The record is from RefSeq and is a predicted model, not a curated record. NCBI's taxonomy places the organism in Eukaryota, Evosea, Eumycetozoa, Acytosteliales, Acytosteliaceae. Bases 1 to 117 code for a protein of 38 amino acids. The transcript has 2 exons.